Amoebophrya sp. A25 is the source of this 818-nucleotide messenger RNA. NCBI's taxonomy places the organism in Eukaryota, Dinophyceae, Syndiniales, Amoebophryaceae. The record is from the annotation of a GenBank genome assembly.
GGCGGAGAGAGGCGUCAUGCAGGAAACGAAUCUGGACAAUGUGACGCAGUUGUACGCCCACAUCAAGAUGACGUCCAAGGCCACCAGAGUGCUCGCCGUUGUAACAUCCUCGGCCAAGGUCACAAGUAAGCGAGGCUGCCGCGCCUACUACCGCUACCGCAAAACGCAACUCAACCUUGCCGACGUAUUCACGAGGCAAGACAAGCUCAUCGCACUUGGAAGCCGUAUCGCGACAGUCAUCCACAACCCACCGGACCCGGACUGGAGAACCGCACUACGACCGCGAGACAGGGAGAAAACAGGAGCGCAAAAACCUGAGGCUACGGCAACUUUGCCCGAGGCCCAAAACGUGCUCGCCGAAGGAGACCGGAACGCCGGGGUGAUGAAGCGCGCCUCUGCCGCUUCGUUGCCUGGAAAAACCAAAAAGCACGUUAAAAGAAAGUGAACCUGCUCACACUGUGCGCCCGAGCAAAGUCGCGCCACGUGCGCCACGGUCUCCACGUGAGACCAAGCUAUGGUGGAUUUAUUGAGCACAAGUGUUCCGGCUGGGACACUUCUAUUCUAAGGUCCCCUUGCCUGCUUGGGCUGGUUGAAUCAAAUAAUGGGCUUAGCGGAUCCUUCGCGCUCAGAUCUAAGCUCUGGCUACUCAUAAAAUCAAACGAGGGCUGCGAUCUGAGAACUCAGCAAAUUUAUAUAGGUAUCUGUAGUCACCUAUUAUUCUACUGGGCCGCAAAUGAAAAAUUAACCUAUUGAAAAAAUUCUGGCUACAGGCAGGAGGGACGCUGAGAGCGUUGGUCUAGAAAGGGUAGAUCUGUUUU